This is a messenger RNA of Aplosporella prunicola CBS 121167, 533 nucleotides long. RefSeq lists its product as uncharacterized. Bases 83 to 493 code for a protein of 136 amino acids. The record is from RefSeq and is a predicted model, not a curated record. The transcript has a single exon. NCBI's taxonomy places the organism in Eukaryota, Fungi, Ascomycota, Dothideomycetes, Botryosphaeriales, Aplosporellaceae.
CGCCCUUGCCAUAUGGUUGUGUUAUUAUAAUAGGUGAUUAAGACUGAUCCGAUACCCCUGCACGUCUCGAUCCUUGCGCCUUAUGUGUAGGAUGGUAUUCUGGUGUUGUCGCUCGCUCCUGACACGGCUACCGCAUACCACGUGCUCGCCUGCCUGCAAUGCCUUUCCCUGCCCUUGUCUCUGCCCUUGCCCUUGCUCUUGCCCUUCUCCUUCUUCGUCUACCCUCACCAGUAGGUACAACAAUUGCAGCACUACACACCCACUCCCUCUCCAGCACCACAACACAGCACACGACCUACUUAUACACACACACCCCCGCCCGGACACACACCCGACCACACACGCACGCAAGCACCACCACCGGCACAAGCACCGGUACCCCGCCCACGUCGGCGGCGCACUCUCCGCCGCCGACGUGGCGUCCUGUGCCGUGCCGUGUGUGCCUCGUCUUGACACACCACACCACACCACCUGCGCUGCACGAUGCACUUAAGUGCCGCUUAUGCGUGCGUGCGUGCGUGCGUGCGUGCGUG